Molecule: messenger RNA, 621 nt
Organism: Anastrepha obliqua
Lineage: Eukaryota; Metazoa; Arthropoda; Insecta; Diptera; Tephritidae
Product: chondroitin proteoglycan 1-like
Exons: 1
Coding region: 1-621 (206 amino acids)
Cellular component (GO): extracellular region
Molecular function (GO): chitin binding
Source: RefSeq, a predicted model, not a curated record
AUGUUAUUCCUUCAGAAAUUUUUCUUCAAUAAAACGUUUUCCACCCUAACCCUUCUGCAUUUACUUGCGCUGGUGCACACAAAGGUGAUAAGCGAUUGUGCUGCGGUUACGUCGGGAAACGCGGAAUAUAUAGAAAAUACGAAUACGGCUUGCAAUUCACUCUAUCCAUUUAUUUAUUGUAAUUCAACAUUUUCGGCCUAUUGUACGCAAGAGAAAUGCUUGGAGGAAUACGAAUGCACGAGUGCGGAGUUGCUCACUGCUGCACCAACUUCUAGGCCAUCAAUCGCAACGGCAGCUUCACCCAUACCGUCCGGCGCUCCAAUCAUCACGACAACUUCGCCAACGACAUCCAGUGUAACAACCACCUCGACAACUGCUUCAGAGCCAAGCAGUGCAGCAAACACGGCGACGACUAUGAAUAUUAGAAAAACAUGUCAAACUGGCAUCACUGGCAAUUAUCCCUACCCAAGAAAUUGCCGUUAUUACUACCGUUGUAUCGAUGGCUACUAUCUACUGCAGGAUUGUGGAUUUAGAAUGUCCUUCGAUGCGAUAGAUAGAUUUUGCAAGAGUACGAAAGUGGCGCAGUGCUUACAGGAAACUAGAAAUGAAAGUUUUUGGUAA